Triticum dicoccoides is the source of this 1199-nucleotide messenger RNA. RefSeq names its product gamma-gliadin-like. Lineage: Eukaryota; Viridiplantae; Streptophyta; Magnoliopsida; Poales; Poaceae. The record is from RefSeq and is a predicted model, not a curated record. The transcript is spliced from 2 exons. The coding region runs from base 78 to 1037 and encodes 319 amino acids.
CCUUCCAUCAACCAAACUUCACACACCUAGACCACAAGCAUCAAAGGCAAGCAAGCAGUAGUAACCACAAAUCCAACAUGAAGACCUUCCUCAUCUUUGCUCUCCUUGCCAUGGCGAUGAACACCGCCACUGCCGCUAGGCAGCUAAACCCUAGCAACAAAGAGUUACAAUCACCUCAACAAUCAUUUUCCCAUCAACAACAACCAUUUCCACAGCAGCCAUAUCCACAACAACCAUAUCCAUCACAGCAACCAUAUCCAUCACAACAACCAUUUCCCACACCCCAACAACAAUUUCCCCAGCAAUCACAACAAUCAUUUCCCCAGCCACAACAACCGACCCCCUUAAAACCACAACAACCAUCCCUCCAGCAACCCCAACAACCACAACAACCUUUUCCACAGCCCCAACAACCAUUUUCCUGGCAACCACAACAACCAUUUCCCCAGACCCAACAAUCGUUCCCUCUGCAACCACAACAGCCAUUCCCCCAGCAAGCCCAACAACCAUUUCCCCAGCCCCAACUACCAUUCCCCCAUCAACCAGAACAAAUAAUUCCCCAGCAACCAGAACAAAUAAUUCCCCAACAACCCCAACAACCAUUCCCCCUGCAACCCCAACAAGCAUUCCCCCAGCAACCCCAACAACCAUUUCCCNUGCAACCGCAACAACCAUUCCCCCAACAACCACAACAAACAUUCCCUCAACAACCACAACAACCUUUCCCUCUACAACCACAACAACCAUUCCCCCUACGACCGCAACAACCAUUUUCCCAUCAACCCCAACAAUCACAACAAUCAUUUCCCCAGCCCCAACCCCAACAACCACAACAACCAUCCAUCCUGCAACCACAACAACCACAACAAUCACAACAACCAUUUCUGCAGCCCCAACAGCAAUUAUCCCAGCAACUAGAACAAACAAUUUCCCAGCAACCCCAACAACCAUUCCCCCAGCAACCACACCAACCUCAACAACCAUAUCCACAACAACAACCAUCUGUGAGUAGUCUUACAAGCAUCGGUGGCCAAUGAAAUGAAGACCUGUAAUACAAGAUGGAUGGAUCAUCGUUGUUUAGUCAAUGAGUGUUCAAUGUAACGAUGACAAAUAAAGUGAUGUGCACCAUAAUGUGUAACCCCGACCCAUACUAGUUCAAACAUGGGAAUAAAAGACAAAGAAAGUUCUUGUCACAAAGA